CAAUUAUUUCCGGUUAAUUAAAAGAUGGUUUUGGUUGCGAUAUUUUGAUAUAACCUCAGCUUUGUUUAAGAAAUAGUGAACCGAAAUGGAAGAAAGUCUGCAGUGUGCAGUGUGUUGGACAGAUUUAACUGAGCCGUAUAUUGAAUGCAUCAAGUGUCGACCGAAACAGGUGUUCAUCUGUCUGCACUGUUUCGCGAGGGGUAUGCAGUUUGAUGGUCAUGAAAGCAACCAUUCAUAUGUUAUUGUGAAAAAGGAUUUCCCACUGUUUGAGAACAACUGGACAGCAAAAGAGGAUGACAUGUUGCUGAAGGCUGUAGCAGAAUGUGGACAUGGAAACUGGAAAGACAUUUCUCAACAAAUACAGACAAAGACAAGCUGGGAGUGUGAAAGACAUUACAAUAAAUACUAUAUCAACGAUCCGCCACAUCCAUUACCAGAAUUUCCAGAACCAGAUGUUCACAUGCAUCCCAAUCCAAUUACCUUCAAAUUGUCUGAAGACCCCCCACGACCCCCUGAGAACUCGUUGUUGUUCAGUGACAUGGCAGGCUAUAUGGCCGCUAGAGGAGAUUUCAUUGUGGAGCAUGAUAACUACUUUGAGAUGGAGCUUAACAACAUCACACAGGAUGACGAUGACGAGGAACUCGACACAAGAUUAAAGUUUGCUGUUCUUGAUAGCUAUUAUGGCUGUCUCAAAGAAAGACAGAGGAGAAAAAGAAUAAUACGUGACUAUGGACUAAUCAACAUUAAUAAAUUGUUUGCAAUCAAUCGACGAUUUGACAAAACAAUCCGGGGAUAUAUUGAGAAUCUUCGGGUUUUCACUCGACUGUUGGAACCAGUGGAGUGGGACUUGUUUGUAGAGUCACUGCAUUUUGAACAAGAACUCAAGAAUGACAUACAAAAACUGCAGUCCUACAGAAGAAACGGCUUAACUCGACUUCGACACAUUAAAACAUUUGUGCCGCUCAAAGUGAGACGAGAAGCAUCUAAAGGCCAACGACACCUUCUCUCAGAUCUACUCAGCCACAUUGAGGAUGAUGCUGCUUGCAGCACAUGGUUACAAAGACAAGUUGUUAUUGAAAAAGCUGCCAAAGGCCUUCCAAUACCUCUACCUUCUGCACCUAGAAGAUCUGCACCUCCUCUUGACAUUACGGGACUUCCAGGUUAUGAUAAACUGAAUACAAGAGAACGAAAUCUGUGUGCACUAGUUCGUCUCAUACCCGAAGCAUUCAUAGAGUUUCGAGAUCUCCUUGUUAACGAGUGUAAAAGGUUGGGAUGUCUGAAACUAGCUCAAGCCAGGAUACUUGUGAAAAUAGAUGUGAACAAGACACGGAAAAUAUAUGACUUCCUUGUUAAUGAAGGGAUGAUUAACAAAGAUCACUGAGGAUUAAUAAACACUGUUUCAAAACAUA
Messenger RNA from Gigantopelta aegis, 1409 nucleotides. Its product is annotated as transcriptional adapter 2-alpha-like. The record is from RefSeq and is a predicted model, not a curated record. Gene Ontology annotation, cellular component: SAGA-type complex; nucleus. Gene Ontology annotation, biological process: chromatin remodeling; regulation of transcription by RNA polymerase II. Bases 86 to 1381 code for a protein of 431 amino acids. The transcript has 13 exons. Lineage: Eukaryota; Metazoa; Mollusca; Gastropoda; Neomphalida; Peltospiridae. Gene Ontology annotation, molecular function: chromatin binding; protein binding; transcription coactivator activity.